Puma concolor (puma) is the source of this 1433-nucleotide messenger RNA. It is a transcript of the gene OSTM1, whose product is annotated as osteoclastogenesis associated transmembrane protein 1. NCBI's taxonomy places the organism in Eukaryota, Metazoa, Chordata, Mammalia, Carnivora, Felidae. Gene Ontology annotation, cellular component: cytosol. The record is from RefSeq and is a predicted model, not a curated record. Gene Ontology annotation, biological process: osteoclast differentiation.
AUGUUUACGCACAGUCUUACUCGCCAGCCUCUUGGCGACCGGUCCCAAAACGGCCUCGAGGCCCCUCCAGCCCCAGUAGCUGCGAAUUCCGUCCUUCCCCACGCCCCCCAGUACAGUCCCUGGCAAGGCGCUCUGACCCCGCCAGGAGGGGAAGCUGCGCAGACCGUCUGGAAAAGGCGCACCCGGCCACUGAGCCGGGAACCAGCAACCGGCAACCCGCGGACGCAACGGUGUGGAGCUGCGCGUGGGGAGCGAAAGGGACUGGAAUACAAACUCCAGUCUAAGGCCGCGGUGGAAGAAGUUGGAAAUCUCAGGUCAUUAGCUUACAUCCUGCAGCCCAGCAGUGGUAUCGGCGCGCUCCUUGGAGUGGCCUCUCCCAUGGCCUCGGGCGUGUCAGAAACCGGGUGCUUGCAGUUACGGGGUUUGCCCAGGACUUCCCAGGUUUUUGCCCUGGCUGCAGCGCUCGCCGUGGUCAGCAGCCCCCACAGGGUCCUCCACGACCUUCUGUCGGAGCAGCAGUUGCUGGAGGUGGAGGACUUGUCCCUGACCCUGCUGCAGGGCGGAAGGCUGGGGCCACUGUCGUUACCCCCGGACCUGCCGGAUCUGGAUCCCGAGUGUCGGGAGCUGUUACUGGACUUCGCCAACAGCAGCGCAGAGCUGACCGGGUGCUUAGUGCGCAGCGCCCGGCCAGUGCGCCUCUGUCAGACCUGCUAUCCCCUCUUCCAACAGGUCGCGAACAAGAUGGACAACAUCAGUCGAGCCGUGGGGAAUACGUCAGAGAGUCAUAGUUGUGCCAGAAGCCUCUUAAUGGCAGAUAGAAUGCAGAUAGUUGUGAUUCUGUCUGAGUUUUUUAACUCCACAUGGCAGAAGGCAAAUUGUGCAAAUUGUUUAACGAACACAAGUGAAGAAUUGUCAAAUAGCACGCUAUAUUUCCUCAGUCUAUUUAAUCACACUUUGACCUGCUUUGAGCAUAACCUUCAGGUGAGCGUACACAGUCUUAUGCAGUUAAGGAAUUAUUCAGAAGUUUGCAAAAACUGUCGUGAAGCAUACAAAACUCUGAGUAGUCUAUACAAUGAAAUGCAAAAAAUGAAUGAACUUGAAAAUAAGGCUGAAUCUGGAACACAUUUAUGCAUUGAUGUGGAAGAUGCAAUGAACAUUACUCGAAAACUUUGGAGUCGAACUUUCAAUUGUUCUGUCCCUUGCAGUGACACAGUGCCUGUAAUUGCUGUUUCUGUAUUCAUUCUCUUUCUACCCAUUGUCUUCUACCUUAGUAGCUUUCUUCACUCAGAACAAAAGAAACGGAAACUCAUUCUACCCAAACGUCUCAAGUCCAGUACCAGCUUUGCAAACAUUCAAGAAAAUUCAAACUGAAAUCUACAAAACGGAGAAGUAACGUCCUGUUCCAUGGGUGAAUGGUAGGAGAUGCAGCUUGG